CACAGUGACCCGCAGACAUGGCGGACGUAGACGCAGCGAAAUCCCUGAGCGGUCUUCUGAAUGGAAUAGCUCAGAAAGUGUAUUAUAACAACAGCGACAUCACAGAGGAGCUACUGAAAACGGAGCUGUACCCCGAGCUGCCGCAGGAGGAGUUCAGGGCUUUGCACGAAAAGAUGAAAGGCCUCCUAAAGUCCAUCGCCACAGCAGACAUGGACCACGCCCAGCUGGAGGCCUUCCUCACGGCACAGACCAAGAAGCAGGGCGGUGGAGGUGUGAGCGUGGAACAGGCCGCUGCCCUUUCCCGCUUCUGGAAGAGCCAGCGCAUUCGGGUGAGGGAGAGCCUGCUGGCCCAGAGCCGCUGGGAGCCCAGCCUCAGAGGCCUCUCCUGGAGGGUGGACCUCCAAACCGCCACCAGCCGUGGGGAUGCAGCCCACAGCGGCCCGGUUGCCCUGAUGGAGCUGGAGCUCGGCAAAGUGGGACAGGACUCAGAGUUUGUGUGCCUGGAAUUUGAUGAAGCCAACAUCAACCAGGUGCUGAAGAAGAUGGCUGAGAUCCAGGAGAGCAUCGACAGAAUUGUUCACCGUACCUGAAACUGUGAGAAAGUUUCUCUCAGACAGCUGAGACAUGGUGAGAUGUUCCUCUGACUGGAAGACGACUCCAGCUGUCUCCUGCAAACUGCUGCUCUGUUGGCUCUGUUUCUUCUCCUUCAACAGCGUCACACAGAAAUGGGAGUGUUCAGACGGAUGUAAAAUGGCUUUGACACCUGCUUUCAGACUCUGAAAGGACAUACUGUAUACAAAAUAUAUUUGCCAUUCACGUGUACCUUACACUUAAACAUGUUCACACGGGAUUCUGCCCAGUCUGACUGACUGGUCGGACAAAAGGUUUGUUUACUUUCUUAAUGUGCUGUAAUCAUAAAGUGUUUUAUAUCAGGAUGAUGCUUUUGCAGCCCUCCUCUGUUGGGGGGAAGGUUCCUUUCUAAUUAUGGAAAAGUAGCAUUGAGCAAAGAGAAGACGUGCUCCGUGAAGUUAUCGGACUCCAUGCCAGACUUUUAUGAUUAUGGAAUGAAGCAAACCCGAAUCAAAAGUAUUUAAAAUAAAUGCUGAAGUGUCAUGUAAAAGCAUAUGAUUAAGUUUCAAUCAGCUAAAUGUAACAAAAAUAAUGAGACUGAAAAUGGUUCACCUGAGAGUUUGUUUGAUGUGAAUGACCUUCAUGCCUCAUCUUUACGUCAUCCAAUUCAAGUGUGUGACAAACAUCAGCAUAAUUGACAUGUUUUUAGCAUGAAUGUGGACAUUUAAACUUUAAUACCAGCAUUUUGCUCACAGCUUAUUCCACUACAGACUAAUAUUGACUGUCUUGUGCUAUCACCCUCUCUGAAUGCUAUAAACACGUAGAAUAUUUAGCUACGAUCUAAUUACUAAUGCUAGCAGAUACAUUACUGAAAAUAAUUCAGUAGAACUCUGUUCAUCCCUGUAAGACAAAUGACAUUUGAGAGCAAAAUGCUGAACUGGAACUUGACAUUUGCUAUGUUUAAAUUAAAUUCCUCACAGUAGGAAGUCAGUGGAACAGAAGUCAUUGCGUCCGUUAUCACUGAAAAUCAAAGCUUUGUUCAAGCAGCACGGCUCAUUCCAUACGUCCUGAUUCCUGCUGCAGCUGUGUUUCCACUGGGCUGAACUCACUCUUGCUGUGUCCUUUUUCAUGUUUCUUUAAAGAGGGUUGUUCACUUUCUCCGUCAGUGCUUUUCUUUGUGCAGCCAUGAUGCAGACCAUGUUCUGGUGUUCACAGCUCAUUUUCUAACCGUGUUCAUGCAGUAAAGCCAACUGGAAAUGCUUUUACUGAAUGUUGUUUCAGUGAUCACAGAUUUUUUCCACUGUGUAUUCACUUUGUUUGUUGCAUUCUGUUUCUACUUGGUGACCUUUAUUUUUAAUAAAAUCAUCGCUCAUAGAAGGAAAUACUCUACUUAUCAACUUAGAAAAACUGCAGUCCACCUUCCACUCGUGUGUGUGUGUUUUGUCCUGUCGCUUUAAGGCGGUGUCAAACUCCAGUCCCAUGCUCAGGGUACUUGUGAGGUUAAGAAUUGUUUGCGUAGCCUCUUAACUCCACACAGCAAUCCAGUGGAAUGAUUUUUGUCAUUUAAAUGAAUACUUAUUAUGCACAUUCAUUAAAUGUAAAAACAUCAGAUUUCAUGGCUGUUCAACUUGUUUUUCUGAGGCAGUCAUCACGGUGGAGGCUGCAUUACUGCUCCAUAUCUGACAUGCAAUAAAAGGCUGAUAUCGCCUUGAUAAAUAAACCCUUAGUCAAAGUUUAACCAUAUCAACAUGGUGCAGGUCACAGUUUUGAUUUCAACUUUAGUGUUUCAUUUCAACCGCACACCAGUAAACUGGAGGGAGUGUCCUUACAGUUUUAUUUGGUUGUUUAAGAGAGAGAGACGUGGUAGAAAGCAUGUAGAAAAACUGCUUAAAGUCGGUAAGUCUCUGUUACUCCACCAAGGAACUCUGCAAAGUUAUGUGGUGAAAGGUGUUGGUUUGUGUGUCCAUCUGUUAUUCCAUCUGUGUGUAACGUCACUCAAAGACAAAUGAAUUUGGAUGAAAUUUUCAGGGAAGGUCAGAAAUGACACAAGGACCAAGUGAUUAGAUUUUGGAAAUGAUGCAGCUUAUAGUUUGGAUCCACGGAUUUGUUAAAGAUUUCUGUUUCAUUGUGAGAUAGCGGCACGGCGUCACUGUAACCAUGACAACCAGUGAACUCUACAUCAGCUUGCGACCACACGAUUGUGAUCCUACUACAAAUCCACCGCUGAGGACUUCUCAGGACUUAUCCAUCAGAAACGAUGCAAGCAACAACAGAUUAAACUGUGGGCGUGAAUCCGAGUCUCAUCAAUUCACCUGCUACAUAAUUAAGUCAUGUGAUUCGGUGUCCGUACAUGACGUAAACAUGCAGAACACGUCUGUGCUCAGAGCAAGGUCGUUUUGUUUGUGGGUACAUCUGAAUGGACACAUUCUGUGUCACUGUGAUUCCUGAUCACCAAUAAAUAAUAAACAAAU
Molecule: messenger RNA, 3041 nt
Organism: Acanthochromis polyacanthus (spiny chromis)
Lineage: Eukaryota; Metazoa; Chordata; Actinopteri; Pomacentridae
Gene: commd1
Product: copper metabolism (Murr1) domain containing 1
Exons: 3
Coding region: 18-590 (190 amino acids)
Biological process (GO): negative regulation of protein localization to cell surface; negative regulation of sodium ion transmembrane transport; regulation of proteasomal ubiquitin-dependent protein catabolic process
Cellular component (GO): endosome
Source: RefSeq, a predicted model, not a curated record